Messenger RNA from Spinacia oleracea (spinach), 2709 nucleotides. RefSeq names its product delta-1-pyrroline-5-carboxylate synthase. Gene Ontology annotation, molecular function: glutamate 5-kinase activity; glutamate-5-semialdehyde dehydrogenase (NADP+) activity; ATP binding. Gene Ontology annotation, cellular component: cytoplasm. The record is from RefSeq and is a predicted model, not a curated record. Bases 294 to 2453 code for a protein of 719 amino acids. NCBI's taxonomy places the organism in Eukaryota, Viridiplantae, Streptophyta, Magnoliopsida, Caryophyllales, Amaranthaceae. The transcript is spliced from 20 exons.
UUACCAUUUGAUUAGUUCCACACUUUUCAAGGAGAGAGAAAAAUACCUGACCCUUUAUUUAUUUAUUUUUAUUUAACUUUAUAAAAUAAAAAAUGAGAGUUUUUUUUUUUUCGAUUUGUAUAAAUUACGGGUUUAAAGUGCCCUACAACUUCGAAGUUCUAUCAACACAUUUCUCUCUCUCCACUCUAUAAGCUGAGUUUGUUUUACCGAGUCGCCGAGUAACCUCGCUCUGCUGCUGACUCGUCCGAGUUCGACCCCGACUCGCUUUCUCUCUCUCCCCCCUACCUCUCGACAUGGACGCUUCCAGAGUAUUUGUCAAGGAUGUUAAGCGCGUCGUCGUCAAGGUUGGAACUGCCGUUGUCACGAGAAGUGAUGGGAGAAUGGCACUUGGAAGACUAGGUGCACUUUGUGAACAGAUCAAGGAGUUAAACAUUGAUGGAUUUGAAGUUAUUUUGGUGAGUUCAGGUGCUGUUAGUGCUGGUCGUCAGAGGCUUAGAUUCAGGAAAUUGGUUAACAGCAGUUUUGCUGAUCUCCAAAAACCGCAAGCUGAACUUGAUGGGAAAGCAUGUGCUGCUGUUGGGCAGAAUGGUCUCAUGGCUCUCUAUGACACAUUAUUUAGUCAGUUGGAUCUGACUGCUGCCCAACUUCUAGUUACGGACAACGAUUUUAGGGAUCCAAAUUUUAGAUCACAACUUUCUGAAACUGUGAAUCAGUUACUGGAUUCAAAAGUGGUACCUGUACUAAAUGAAAAUGAUGCAGUAAGUACCAGGAAUGCUCCUUAUGAGGAUUCAUCUGGUAUAUUCUGGGAUAACGAUAGUUUAGCGGCUUUACUCGCGUUGGAACUAAAGGCAGAUCUUCUUGUUUUGUUGAGUGAUGUGGACGGUCUUUAUAGUGGCCCACCAAGUGAUCCACAAUCAAAGCUUAUCCAUACAUAUGUUAAAGAGAAGCAUCAGUCAGAAGUUACUUUUGGAGACAAGUCUAGAUUGGGAAGAGGAGGUAUGACGGCCAAAGUAAAAGCAGCUGUUCAUGCUGCACAGGCUGGUAUUCCUGUAAUCAUAGCUAGUGGCAAGGCAACAGACAAUAUUAUCAAAGUUAUCAAAGGCCAGCGUGUUGGCACUCUAUUUCACCAGGAUGCACAUUUAUGGUCUUCAGUUAAAGAAACUGGUUCACGUGAGAUGGCUGUUGCUGCCAGAGAGUGUUCAAGGAGGCUUCAGGCACUGUCAGCUCAAGAAAGAAAAAAGAUCUUGCUAGACAUAGCUGACGCCUUGGAAGACAAUGAACAACUGAUUAAGAUUGAAAAUGAUGCUGAUGUUGCUGUUGCUCAAAUGGCUGGAUAUGACAAAUCCUUGGUGGCCCGGUUAGCCUUGAAGACUGGCAAGAUUUCUAGUCUUGCCAAAUCGAUUCGUGUCCUUGCUGAUAUGGAGGAACCUAUCGGUCGGAUUUUAAAGAAAACUGAGAUUGCAGAUGGACUCGUCUUGGAGAAGACUUCAUGCCCUUUGGGUGUUCUUCUGAUUGUUUUCGAGUCUCGUCCUGAUGCUUUAGUUCAGAUAGCAUCAUUGGCCGUUCGGAGUGGAAAUGGACUUCUUUUAAAGGGUGGAAAGGAAGCAAAGAGAUCAAAUGCUAUCUUACACAAGGUCAUUACUUCUGCUCUACCAGCCACUGUUGGUGAGAAACUAAUUGGUCUGGUCACCACGAGAGAGGAGAUUCCUGAUUUGCUCAAGCUUGAUGAUGUCAUUGAUCUUGUCAUACCAAGAGGCAGCAAUAAACUUGUUUCUCAGAUUAAAGAGUCAACAAAAAUUCCUGUCCUUGGACAUGCAGAUGGAAUUUGUCAUGUGUAUGUUGACAAAUCUGCUAAUAUGGAUAUGGCGAAGCAGAUUGUUUUGGAUGCAAAGAUGGACUACCCAGCUGCAUGCAAUGCUAUGGAAACGCUGCUUGUACAUAAAGAUCUGCUACAGAAUGGAGGCUUGGAUGCGCUUGUUACUGAACUUAGAUCUGAAGGUGUUGACUUGUUUGGUGGACCAAGAGCCAGUGCCUUGCAAGAGCUUAAUAUUCCAGCAACUAAAACAUUCCAUAAGGAGUACAACACACCUGCUUGUACAGUGGAAGUAGUGGAUAAUGUCCAUGCUGCCGUUGAACAUAUUAAUCAACAUGGAAGUGCACAUACUGAUUGCAUCGUAGCAGAAGACGAGAAAGUUGCUGAAGUAUUCUUGAAGCAAGUAGAUAGUGCUGCUGUACUUCACAAUGCAAGUACGAGAUUUUGUGACGGGUUUCGUUUUGGGCUGGGUGCUGAGGUCGGGAUAAGUACAAGUAGGAUUCAUGCCCGAGGUCCAGUUGGAGUGGAGGGGCUAUUAACUACGAGAUGGAUUCUCAAGGGAAAUGGGCAAAUCGUUGACGGUGACAAAGCCGUGGUAUAUACGCACAAAGACCUUCCAAUUGCGUCAUUAACUCUUUAAAUUUUAGUUUAACACCUAUUAUUGUUACCAUCGAUCUCUUCCUUGGACCCCCAAUAGUAGUGCAGUUUGUGUGGGGGAAAAGGAUCUGCAUUUUUCUUGUCCUCUCUCCCGCUGCCUUUUGGGAAGUCUUAUGUAUGUCCGUAGUUUUUACUUCUGACCCUUCCCCGUCUAUUGUAGAGGCUAUUUAUUAGAAUAAACGAUUACCUAAUUUCAACAAGGUUUUCAGUUAUAUACACAUUAUUGUAGUUUCAGUUAA